AAAAUUCGAAAAUGUCAAAUUAAUAUAUGACAUUGCCACUUAUAUUGAUAACGAUUUUUUAUUGUCUCCUAUAGAGUCGAAUUUAUACAGUAAUGGCAUUACCUUGGCAUAUCCCUUUGGAAUCGCUUCCAAAAUUGAAAAAAGGCGGUGUUAAGGAAUCCCUGUUAAAACAUUAUUGCUCAAUUAAUGUACAUGAAAAUCCUUGUGAAGAGCUUAAAACGGGUCUUAUGUGCGAUAUCGGUUAUAGCAAUAAAGAGUCUAGUACAAUUCAAAAACUAAUAGCUGCAGGAAUGACCGUGGCUCAUCUUAAUAUUAGGGAACUAGAACCUGAAGCAUGUGGACAGAUAAUACAAAGUAUUAGACAAGCUGUUUAUAAUUACAGCACAGAACUGCAGUACGUUCAUCCUUUAGCACUUAUAAUCGAUGUCAGGGGACCGGAUAUAGUCUCGGGGGACUUAAAAGGAGGACCUCAUACAACAGUUGAGAUUAUACAAAAUGAAACGAUUCGACUAACGACGGAUGCAACAUGGCGUGAAUGCGGCACUGCGGAUUGUUUGUAUAUUGGAUAUGACCAUCUAACUGAUUUACAGGUUAAUGAUAUAGUUUUUAUUGACAGUUUAACUGCUAAUAAAAUUAAAUUGAUUGUAUCUGAAGUUGGUGAUGAUUCUAUAGAAUGUUCGGUAGUUACUGGUGGAACGAUUGGACCCAAAAUGGCAGUACAAAUUUCUCAAGUUCCACGGGAAAUCCCUAAUUUAAAUAAAAAGGAAAGUUUAGAAUCCAUAUCCCAUAGUGACAUAUCUCAGCAGAACUUCGAACAACUAGAAGAACAAAUAAAAUGGGCAGUUUCUUCUGAUAUAGAUGCAGUUUUACUGCCAAAUACUCAGAGCGGCAAUGAUAUUCGGCAUAUCCGAAACAUUUUAUCUAAUAAAGGAAAUCAUAUUUUGGUUUUCGCUUCUAUUGACACCGUCCAAGGAUUAGAUAAUAUUGAUGAUAUUCUAACCGAAGCUGACGGAAUAUAUUUGGAUAGAAGUAUUCUAAGCACCGAUCUGCCCGUUGAAAAAAUUUUUAUAGCUCAGAAAAUAAUCAUGGCUAAAUGUAAUAAUCUUGUUUUAGAUGGUGCAGAUGUUAUUGCUCUUGAGUUACAUUACGAUUCGCCAUUAAGGAAAUUUGCACCAGCUUAUGAUGCUGUACGUAUGGCUGAGCAUUGUUUAGCAGCUGCAGCUGUUAUAUGUCGACACGCAGAGAGGAUUAUAUGGAAACCACACAUAUAUGGAAAUUUUGAACUCAUGCAAAGUCCUUUAGAAGAACCAACUAAAGCAAUUUGCGUUGGAGCUGUUGAGCUUGCUUUACGAUCACAAGCAGUUAUAAUUAUUUGCUUAACAAACUCCGGUAGAACAGCUAGAAUUUUAUCCCACGUUAAACCACCUUGUCCCAUUAUUGCUGUUACCAGGACUUGUCAUACGUCGAGACAACUGCGUUUUUUUAAAGGCAUAAGGACAAUACAUUAUUUUGAAGAAGCAAAAGCUGCAUGGGAUUCUGAAGUUGAAAAUCGGGUGAGAGCAGCUCUAGACUAUUGUAAAAUUAAACGUUUGGUAGAGGCUGGUGAUGCUUACGUCGUUGUUGCUGGUUCACGUCGUAAUGUGGGGUACUGCGAUUCGGUACGAUUAUUAUAUGCAAGCGUCCGCAAUAGAAUUAGUGUACCAUAGAUUUAAUAAUUUGUAUGACGUUUUGAUGCAAUUUUUACCUCUUAUCUUGUUAUGUUUCUUCUUUGAAUUAAAGAAACUUCAGCUAG
Molecule: messenger RNA, 1792 nt
Organism: Papilio polytes (common Mormon)
Lineage: Eukaryota; Metazoa; Arthropoda; Insecta; Lepidoptera; Papilionidae
Product: pyruvate kinase-like
Exons: 2
Coding region: 93-1706 (537 amino acids)
Biological process (GO): glycolytic process
Cellular component (GO): cytoplasm
Molecular function (GO): magnesium ion binding; potassium ion binding; pyruvate kinase activity
Source: RefSeq, a predicted model, not a curated record